Molecule: messenger RNA, 1395 nt
Organism: Cynara cardunculus var. scolymus (artichoke)
Lineage: Eukaryota; Viridiplantae; Streptophyta; Magnoliopsida; Asterales; Asteraceae
Product: programmed cell death protein 2-like
Exons: 8
Coding region: 138-1214 (358 amino acids)
Cellular component (GO): cytoplasm
Source: RefSeq, a predicted model, not a curated record
UCACACAGACUACACUCUCUAUCGCGGCGGCCGCCACCACCGGUAUCACCGUCACAGAGGUCGGAACAUCCUCCACUUUUUCUAUCCACUCACCACUUCUCCAGGACGUCGAAGACUAAUCUGUUGAAUUCCAAACGAUGGGUGAAGUCAUUCUAGGAAUGCCAGGACCUUGGGCUGAUGAUAAUUCUGAAGCAGCUGAUCAUUACACAACAAAAAUCGGUGGACUUCCGGACUGGCCUUGUCUUAAGUUGGUUACAAGACCUAAUCUUCUUAGGUGUGAUUCUUGUGGAGAUAACCUCUGUCUUGUGGCUCAGAUUUAUGCUCCGAUUUCCAGCAAGAUAUUGACAGUAGAAGAGCGUGUAAUUUAUAUAUUUGUUUGUGUUGCAUCAACAUGUGAGACCAUGAGCUGGUGUGCUCUCCGUGUUCAAAAAUCUUCCCAUGAUAGAGAAUCAGAGACUUCAGGUCAUGAUUCUUCUGCAGCCCCUUUAACCACUGAGUUGCGGGAUGAUCCAUGGGCAUUCGACUUUGAUGAUGAGAAUGAUGAAGAUGAUGCAAUAGAUCUAGAUGCGUUAGGUAGGGCGCUUACUGAAGCAACAACCUUGGCUUCUGCUUCUCAAACAAAACGGCAGAACACUCGUCCAGAUGCUAUUGCCAAAUGCUCACCUAUAAGCCUAAGAGGUAGAGCAGUUGAUGACAAAACAGCAGUGUUACCGUGCUUUUAUAUAUAUACUCAGGAGGAGAAAUAUUCAAGGGAUGUUGCUUCUGUCUCUACGAGCAUUUCUUCACUUAAUAUCAAAGAGAACCAAAGUGAUGGUAAUGAGCAUGCACCCGAGGAAGCAUGGGAAGGGGAAAGUUAUGAGUAUGACAGAGCUCUAAACGCUGACAGAACCUACCUUAAGUUCAAGAAACGAUUGGAUAUAUACCCAGAGCAAUGUUUCAGAUACUCGUAUGGUGGGAAGCCUCUUUUGGCGAGUGCAGAAACAGGAGAUCCUGGAAGAUGCUUGUUGUGUGGUGAAUUAAGGCACUAUGAAAUGCAGCUGAUGCCUCCAUUAUUAUAUUAUCUACAGGAAGCAACAACAAACUAUUCCCUGGAAAGCUGGAACUGGAUGAGUCUACUUGUGUAUACUUGUUCCAAGGGUUGUGCACCCACCUUGAAGCAGGAAAGUGAUGGGUGGGUCGUCGCUGAGGAGGCCAUUGUGGUGCAAACCGAGUAGAACCUAAACAUUUUCAGAAGCCAUUGUGGUGCAAACCGAGUAGAAAAACACUUUCAGAAGCCGUUGAUGCUGCUUGUUUGCUCCAUUCUUCGUCUUUGUUGUUUGUAGCAUUAAAUUGUAUAUCCAGAUGUUACUUGUAUCUUCCCGGUUCUAAUAUUUUUGGUAAUUGUGGAUGUCUAAA